Molecule: messenger RNA, 10155 nt
Organism: Plasmodium falciparum 3D7
Lineage: Eukaryota; Apicomplexa; Aconoidasida; Haemosporida; Plasmodiidae
Gene: ARFGEF
Product: putative Sec7 domain-containing protein ARFGEF
Biological process (GO): regulation of ARF protein signal transduction
Cellular component (GO): cytoplasm; endomembrane system
Molecular function (GO): guanyl-nucleotide exchange factor activity
Source: RefSeq, a predicted model, not a curated record
AUGGAAUACAAAUAUUAUGAUAAGAAGAUGGAUAAGUGCAUAAGUUUUAAUGAAGCUUAUGAUUUAAAUAAUGAUGAGAAGAAGGUUGGCACAAGUUAUGAAGAUUUCCUUAUGAAUAGUUCAUCAUGUAUGAAUGAUGAAUAUAUGAAGUUAAAUAUUUUUACUGUUAUAAAAAAUGAAAUAAUAAAUGUAUUGUCAGUUAUAAAAAAGCAUGAAUAUAACAAAAAUUUAGAUUCUAGUAUUGUAGACGCUUUAUUUAUAUUAUAUAAUAAUAUAAAUAAUUUAAAUAACAAUUUAAAGGAAGAAAUAGAUAUACAUGAUUAUAAUAAUAAGUUAGAUAUAUAUCACAUUGCUCCCUUUUUAAAUAUCAUAAGAAAUAAUAAUAUCUUUUAUAAAAUUAAGUUAAUUGCAUUACAUUCGUUAGAUCAUAUAUUAAAAUAUAAUAGUAGUUAUUUUAAUGAUAAAUGUACUAAUGAACAUAUAAAUCGAAAACAAAUAUCUUAUUUAUGUGAUGAUUAUGAUCAUGAUCAUGAUCAUGAUGUCAAAAGUAAUAUUAGUGAUAAUUUAUGUAAAAGAGAUAUUAUAAAUGAAUCCAUAGAAAAACAUUGGACCAAAGAAUUUGAUAACAAACAUGAUGGAGUUUCAACAAAAAUGUUAAAUGAAAAAGUUCGAAAAAAAAAAAAAUAUCAUUUCUUUUCAAAGAAUUAUAAAUUACAUAAAAAGUAUCAUAUGGAAAAAGAAGAAGCAGAAGAAAAUUUUACCUUUCUAAUAAACAAAGGAAAUAAUAUUAUUAAUAUUAGUAUAGAAACAUUAUUGAAUGCACCAAUAAAUUACAAUAAUAUGAAUUAUGAAGAAAUUAUUUUAUAUGAUACUAUGAUAUUAUUUAAUAAUAUAUUAAUGAAUUCCAUAAAAGUUGUAGACAAAAAUAAUAUUAUAAAAAUAAUAUGUUAUAUUUUUAAAAUAUACAAAAAUACGAAAUAUUCUUUAUUAUUUAAAGGAAAUUGUGAAUCCAUAUUAAUUAAUAUUUUUCAUGUGGUUAUGAAAAGUUAUGUAAAUAAUAUAGACGAUGAUUUUAUUCAUGAUAUAUUAACCAUCAUCUUAAUAUUAAUAAAUAAUAAUAAAAAUAAAUUUGUAUUAGAUUUAUUAAAUAAGAAGGACUAUAUUAAUUUAUAUAAUGAAUUAUUUGAAAAUGAAAUGUCUCAUGAAAAUUUAGAAAAUAUUAAUAUAUUAUCCUUUAGUUUAUUAAAUAUAUUAAUGGAAAUAUAUGGAUAUUCAUUAAUAAAUAAAAAUUUUGAUUCUAUAUCAAACAUAAUAAGAUGUUUAUUUAUACAUAUAACCUCAUCAUCUUAUGUACUUAUAUGCAAAGCCUUAAGAUCAUAUAUAAAUAUUUUCAUUUUAUAUAAAAAGCAUUUUUUUAUAUAUAAUGAAAUUUUUAUUAAUAUAUUAUUAAAUACAUUAAAAAAAGGUUCAUCCAAAAACAUAACUGAAACGGCAUUAUUAACCUUGUCACAUUUUUGUUUAGAAAAUGUGUUAUUCGAAAUAUAUUAUAAUUAUGAUGUUAAUCUAUAUGCUUCAGAUUUAUUACAGAAUUUUAUACAAUCCAUAUUAGAAUUGUGUGUUAAUUUUGUUAAUAAUACGGCCAUAAUAAAUGAGGUUAUAUUUAAAAUGAUAAAAAAUAUUUUGUAUAUAUUAGUACCUUAUGCUCAUCACACCAAGCAGAAAAAAAAUAGUGAUCAUAAUUGUCAUAGUCAUCAUAAUUAUCAUAGUCAUCAUAAUUAUCAUUGUCAUCAUAAUUAUCAUUGUCAUCAUAAUUAUCAUAAUCAUCAUAAUUAUCAUUGUCAUCAUAAUUAUCAUAAUCAUCAUAAUGAGCAUAAUAAUCAUAAUGAGCAUAAUCAUAAUAAUGAGCAUAGUCAUCAUAAUGAGCAUAAUCAUCAUAAUGAGCAUAAUCAUCACAAUCACCAUAAUCAUCACAAUCACCAUAAUCAUCAUAAUCAUCAUAAUCAUCAUAAUCACCAUAAUCAUCAUAAUCACCAUAAUCAUCAUAAUCAUCAUAAUCACCAUAAUCACCAUAAUCAUCAUAAUGAGCAUAAUCAUUUGAAUAGUAUACAUUUACAUAGUAAUCAUAGCUAUUAUAAUCAUAAUUCUAUUAAUGAGAUGAAUCACAUUAACCAUGAUAUUGGUUAUAUAAACCAAUUAAUAAUUGAAUUUAAAAAUGAUAUAUAUUCUGAUACUUAUAAUAAAGUUUUUGUAUCAAGGAAAAGAAAAAGGGGAAGAAAAAGAAUGUCGAUACUUCAUGAAUUUAAUAUUAAAGAAAGGGAUAAAGAAGAUGGACACGAUAACGAAAAUAAAGAUGAGGACAAAAAUAAGAAACAUAGUAAUAGUAAUAACAAUAAUAAUGAUGGUAAUGAUUAUGAUAAUGAUGGAAGUUUACAUCAACAUAAUACUGAUAAUCGUAGACGAACAAGUUUUUGCAAAAGAGAAGCUAUUAAUGAAUUGAUUGACCGUUAUAAUGAUAAUAAGAAUGAAUUGAAAAAAAAAAAACAUUAUCUUAAUGAAUUAUAUUCCUUAAAUUUCUUAUCAUCAUCAACUAAGGAUAAUAGAUUUGUUACUUUUUGUGCACUCUUAUUAUUUGAACAUUUCAGAGAAUAUGUUAAAGUAAAAUAUAUUAAAAAAAAGAAACAUAUAAUGAGAAAGAAAAAAAGAAGAAAGGAAAUAUUAAAAAAAUCAGCAACUAUAUUUAAUACACUUAAGGGUAAAUCUAUUGAUGAAUUAAUUAAAAUGAGAAUUAUACAAACACAAGAAACAUAUAAUAAUAUCGAUACAAAUAAUGCUAUCAUCGAUUCAGAAGCUAUGCACAAAGAUGAUGAUAUAAUUGAAUACUCAAGUUCAUUAUAUGAAAAUAGAUCAUUUCUUACUAGUGAAAAUGCUGCUGAAAGGGGUUCGAGUAUUAAGAGUAAUUCUUAUAAUCCUGAUACGCAUGAUAAUAAAAUGCAAAUGAAUAAUAGUAACAUAGAUAUGAACUUGUCAAAUAUUAGUUAUAAUCAUGAUGAACUUGAAAAUAAUAAAAGCUUAAUCAAUAUCCAUAGUAAUUUUACUACGGAAGAGUCAUGUGACGACAUGAAUGAAAAUGAAAAGGACAUAAAAAAAAAGAAGAAACAUACAAAAGGACAUACCUCUAAAAAAGAAGGAAAAUUCGGUAAAAUGGACGAAGACGAAAUAGAUGUAGAACAAGAAAAUAAUAAUGAUAAUUGUAAUGAUGUAGAUGUAAUGAAACAGGAAAAUAAAAUGUUAAAUGGUAUUGUUGAUGAAAAAAUAUCAGCAAAUGAUCAAAAAAAAAAUAAUAAAAAUAGUUCUAAUAUACAUAAAAAUAUAUCUGAUGAUCAUUCAGUCUUAAAUAAUAACUCCAAAAAUUCUGUUGCUCAUUAUGAGAGAAAUGAUGAAGGCAAAAAAAUAGACAAAAAAGAUAAUACUGAAAAUAAUAUUAUUAAUAAUAUUGAUGAUGAUAAUAUUCACAACAACUACACAAAUGAAGAAAUAUCUAAAAAGGAGAGUGAUUUACAUAAAAUAGAUAAUCAUCAUAAAAAAAAAAAGCAUCAUCAUCAUAUGAAAGCAAGUGAAAUUAUUUCAUCCGUUGCUCAUAAUUUUUCGAAAAAGCAUUUUAAACAUAGUACUAAAAAUAAUUUAAUGGAAGAUGAAUAUUUUGUAAAAUCAAUGGCUAAAUUUGUAAGAUAUAAUCCAUUUUUAGAUAAAGAAUUUGUAGGUGAAUAUAUUUCACAUAGGAAAAAUGUAAACCUAUUAAAACGUUAUGUAAGAUUGUUUGAUUUUUGUAAUUUAUCGUUAUUAUCAUCUUUAAGAUUAUUUUUACGUUGUUUUAAAUUACCUGGGGAAGCUCAAUUAAUAGAGAGAAUAUUAGAACACUUUAGUUUAUGUUUCUUUUAUUCUAAUCCAAUACAUGGUGAUUUAAGUAACAUAUAUAAAGUAGAAAAUGAUAAGGUGGUUUGUUUGGUAAAUGACGAAGAACUAGCUAAUAAAAAGAGGUACAUAUUAAUAGAUUUUUUAAAUGAAAAUAGUAAUAAAAAUAAUGUAACGCAUGAUGAUAGUGUAUUACCAAAUGGUAAUGAAACGGACGCGAAAAAAAAUGUGGAUGAGAAUAAUAAUGAAAAUGAUUCUAAUUUAAAUGAAAAUAGUACAAAUCUGAAAAAAAAUAAUGUAGAUAAUAAUAAAGAUAAUGUGAAUGAUUUACAUAUUGAAGAAAAAAUUAAUUUAAAAAAGAAUGUAGAUAUUAAUGAUUAUAUGCAUAAAAAUGUAUAUUACUUAUCAAAAAAAAUUGAAAGUAUGAGUGAAGAGGAAAUUCAAAAGAAGUAUGUACUUGUUGAAAAUAGUGAUGUUAUUUUUAUAUUGACAUAUUCUAUAAUCAUGUUGAAUACAGAUUUACAUAAUAAUCAAGUUAAGAAUAAAAUGAAAUUAGAAGAAUUUAUUAAAAAUAAUAGAGGAAUAAAUAAUGGAAAAAAUAUUGAUAGAAUAUAUUUAGAAAAUCUAUAUAAUUGUAUUUUAAAUGAAGAAAUCAAAUUAUUUUCAAAUACACAAAACACAUAUACAAAUGACGAUCAGUAUUGGAAAUUAUUAGAUCAAAAAAAAGAAGAAUAUAAAUAUUAUCAUUAUUUUAAAGCUAAUGAAAUAUAUUUUUAUAGAUAUGAUAUAAACAAAUUGUUAAUAAGAAAUAAUUUCCUACCUAUAUUUUUUGAACUCUUUAAACGAACGAAUGAUUACAAUUUAAUCGAAAACUGUACAUUUAUGUUUAAAAUGGUUAUAAAUAAUUUGGCAUAUUAUCAUGAUUUAGGAAAUAUAAAUAAAAUAUGUUAUAUAUUUAAAUAUAUAAAUUUUUAUUUAACACAAAAAUGUCAAUCUUUAUUAUAUUUAUUUUUCCAUUUCAUAAAAAAAUGUUAUAAUUCGUUUCGAAACUGUUGGUCUAUUUAUAUUAAUAUUAUAUUUAAAUUAGUUACUAUUGAUUUAUUGCCUAUCUUUUUUUAUCCACAUAUAUUUAUAAACAAUACUCAGUUUAACAUUGAUAAAGAUGUUUUAAAUAGAAAGUCUAAGAAAGGAAAUACCCUAGAGACAUAUAAUAUAAAUAAAAGUAUUACAGAGACAUAUCAACAUCCGUUUUUAGUUUUUAAGAAAAAUGUCAAGAAAUUAAAUAAAUCUAAAUGGAUUGAUGAUUUCAGUAGUAUGUUUUUCUCAAGACAUCAUACUACGGAAAAUAACAAUUUGUCUAUAAUAUUUAAAGAUAAUGGUAAUUAUAAUGAAAAGAUCGAAGACAUAAAAAAUCAAACAAAAGAAAAGGAAAAGGAAAAAAAGAAAAAAAAAAAAACUGAUAAGGAUGAUAAAGAUAAGGAACAUGAAAAUGAACAUGAUAAUUUAAAGAAUGAUAAGAAGAAAAAUAAUGAAAAUUUAAAACAUGAAGAUAGAGAAAAUGAAAACCAUUCAGACGGACAUAAUGCAGAACGUAAUGAUAUAGAUGAAGAAGAUUCUGAUGAAGAUGAUGAUGAUGACGACGACGAUGAUGUUGAUGAAGACGAUAAUGAUUAUGAUGACGAUUUUGAUGAUGAUGAUUAUAUUGAUUAUGAUUGUCAUAAUGAAAAUUAUCAUUAUGAUAAUAUCAUCAACAAUAUUAAUAAUGAUAACAAUGAUGAAUUGGAAUAUAUUUAUGUAAAUAUCAAAGUGGAUCCUAAAAAUAUAGAUAAUAGUGCAAUAAUUGAUAAUGUUAAUAUAUAUAAAAAAUUAAAAUUAGAUAUAUAUAACUUUUUUACAUUUAAUGAUUUUCAUAAUAACAUGAUUACAAAUUUAAAUAUUAGUAGUUUAAUUUAUUUAAUAAAAAUUUUAAUUAUUAAAUGUUCAAUUAAAAAAGAAAAUGAAAUACAUAAUGUAUCUGCUCAUCAUACCAAUAAGUCCGAUGUACAUCAUCAUUCAUUUUUAAAAUCACACACUCUGUCUCAUCAUCAUAAUAAUAAUUAUUUAACUAAUGAGAAAUCAGGUAACACAUUUAAUGUUAAUGAUUAUAUUAAUGAUACAAAUCCGAUCAUAGUGAAUUCCGAAAGUUCUUUUGAUCAAUUUUAUCAUAGCAAAGAGAAAUUGCUAAGUACUCAAAUGUUUUUCCAUAUUAUGUGUUAUAAGAUUAAUUAUACCUAUAUUUUAUAUAAUAUAUUAUGUAAAUUGAAGUUGAAAUCUUAUAGAACAAGAAAUAGAUUUAUAGAUAAAGGAGAAGGCCAUGAACUGAAUUUAUAUAUGAAACAAAUUCAUGAAGCAAGAAAAUGUAAAAAUAUAAUCCAAGAGGAAAGAAAUAAGAAAAAUUAUUUCGACCUAACCUUAAAUAAUAUAUAUGACACUGAUAAUACAAGUGAUGCUGGAUUGAGCGAUUCUGAUUAUAGUGACAUAUCUAAUGAUUCUUUUUUUGUCAGAAGAAAGGAACGUAUAUUGGUUGAUAUAUAUAUGCAUAGUCAUGAAGCUCGUGGAGAAAAACAUAGGGAUGAAAGAAAUAGAAAUAGUCAUCAUGAUGAUGAUAAUAAUCAUCAUAAUCAUCAUCAUCAUCAUGAUGAUAAUUUUGAUAAUCAUAAAUAUGUUGAUGAAGAUGACCUUUAUGACAGUUAUUAUAAUCAUCAUGAAAAUAAACAUAAAAGAUUACAAGAAGAACAAAAUGAAGAAUGUGAUGAAUAUAAAGAAAUGUAUAAUGAAUUUGAUAAAAUUUAUUCGUAUGCUGACAGUACAGAUGACGAAAGAGAAGAUGGACAUGAUGAAGAUCAUUCCUAUGAACAUGCACAUCAUAAUCAUGAUGAAGAUGAAGAUUCAACAUAUUUAAGUGACGAUAAAGAAAAUGCAGAUGUUUUUAAUAGCAUAAAUUAUAACAAACAUAAAUCAGGUCAUAAUAUAAAAUCAGGUUUCCAUACAACAAAUGAUGGGAAUGUAAAUAAAAAUUUAAAAAGAAGUAAACAAUAUUUGAUUGAUAAAAUAAAAAUGGAUCUUUAUAUGAAAACAUAUAUUAUGCACAUAAAAAUAAUCGUAUUUACCUUUGAACAUUAUUUUAAUUUAUUAAAUAGAUAUUUAUUAAUAAAUUAUGAUGCUUCUAUUUUUAUUAAUAUAUAUAAUAGUAUUUUUAAAAAUUACAAGAUGGAAAAUGUAAAAGUAAUGACAGAAGAGGAUAUAUCCAAUGAUAAAUCAUAUAACUUAUAUGAUACAAAUUUUGAAGAUAUCAAUAAAAAAAUAAAUUACAAAGAAGAAGAAGAAGAGGAAGAUGAAGAAAAACGUAUAAACAUAAAUGAUAUUGAAAAUAAUUUAUUUACUGUAAAGAUGGGUAAAGCAGAAACGGAAGAAGGUGACUGGUUGUUUAUAGAACAAUUAAUUAUGAGUAUUAUGAAUUUUUCAUAUCUUUGUUUUAAUAUAUAUAAAGAAAAUAAAGUGAAGAUUAGUAAAAAGUUAUUAAAGAAGAUGAAUAUGAAUGCAGAUACUGUAAGAAGAAUUUGUUUAGAAUUACAAAGGAAAAAUAAAAAGUUCUUUUUCUUAUGUGGAAUAUAUUUAAUAUAUAUAUUACAAUUUUUAAAUAAGAAUAUAUUAUAUCGAUUCAUUGAUAAAAUAAUAUAUGUAUUAGAAAAAAUAUCAAAGAAUGUAUACGUUAAUAGUUGUAUUAUAAAUAUAUACUUAAAUAUGUUGCAAUUAAUAACUCCGAACAAUAUAUUAUAUAAGAAUACAAAUAAUACAAAUAUAUCUUUAAACGAUAAAGAUAUAUAUAUUUAUAUUGAAAAGGCCACAAUAUAUACUGAAAGUAUUAAUAAUAUAAUAAAUAAUAAUAACGUUUUAUUAAAACUGAACAAUUUUAAUAUUGAAAAUAUAAUAUUAUCACUUUUACCUUACUUAUUAUAUUUUAAUAAUAAGAAGGAAGAAAUAAAUUCACAUAUAGCAUCAAUAAAUUCGGAGUGUUUACAUAUAAUAUCAAAUAUAUAUUAUAAAAGUAUAUACAUGUAUAUGAACAAUAAUGUUAAUCAUAGAGAUAAUGAUAAAUAUAUAAAGAUGAAGAAGAAAAGUGCAGCUGUUCUUUUGAAUUCUGAAUAUGACAUGGAAAAACUUCAUGACAUUCCUUUUGAAAAAAUAAUUGAAUUAAAAAAAAUGUAUAUAUUUUUAUUAACAUGUUUUGUUUUGUCUUUGGCUUGUUCCUUUAGUUCGAAAAGGACAAGGAGUGAAGCUUACAUAAAGUUGCAACAAUUUUUAUUUAAUGAGAGUUAUAUAUUUAAAAGAGUAAACAAAAAGGAAGAUAAUAAUAAUAAUAAUAAUAAUAAUGAUAACAAUAGCAAUAAUAAUAAUAGUAAUAGUGGAAAGAAUGAUAAAAAUUGUAAGGAAGAAAAAUAUGUGUAUAGAGAUGAAAAAUUAAUAGACCUAAUAAGCAACUUUAUCAUUUUACCAUUAAUCACAUAUAAUUAUUAUUUUCCAUUUAUAUGUAAAAAUAAAUAUGGAGGAAUAUCAUCUAAUGAUGGGGAAGAUGGAAAUAUUAAACAAAGUGAUAAUGAAAUAAAGGAUAGCGAACCUUCAAGUGAAAAUUUGUUAACAUUAGAUCAAAAUAAUUAUUGUAAAGAAGCAUUACUAAACUACAAUUUAUUUCAUAAAAAAAAUUAUGUAAGUAUUAUGUCAGAAGAAAUGUGGAAAAAUAAUGAAUAUGAAAAUUGCGGUUGUAUAAUUAAUUAUAAGAAUAUAGAGAAUAUUGAAAAAGAUAAUAUUGUUUUAAAUAAUAUAUUGAAUUAUGCUAAUGAUUAUUAUAUACAUACUAUAUUACAUAAACAAUAUAAUUAUUAUUUUAGUUAUUUAUAUGCAAAAAAAAUGUUAACAUAUGAUAAUGUUUGUUAUAGAAAAAGUAUGAGUAUUAGUUUUGUUAGUCAUAUUAUGUUAUCCUUUUUAUAUUCACUUUUAAAUUGUUCAGAUGAUAUUUAUGAUGAUGAAAAGAAACAAACAAAUAAUUUAUUAAAUAAUGAAUUAAAAAAUAACAAAACAAAGGAAACACAUAAUAAUGAUGAAGAUAACAUUAUUAAUAUAUAUUCAUUGUUAUGUUUAAAUAAUGAAGCUAUGUACAACAAAAUUGUUACCAAAGGCAAAUGUGAAAAUAAUUGUAUUUAUUACUUUCUAAAACAUUUCUACCAUUCUUUAUUAACAAUUAAAGAAGAAGCAAACAAAAUAUUAAAUAUAUAUAAAGAGACAUUUAUAGAAAAUAUGAAGAAUAUCAUUUAUGUAUCCUCUUCCUAUGCUUAUUGUCUAAAGGAUCAUCGUAUUAGCUGUUUUUCGCACAUUAAAAAUGGCCACUUCUUUUUAAGAGAACAGGAAAAAGAUAUAUAUAUUAAAUUACUUAAUGUACAAAAUAUUAAUGACAAAGAAUAUCCUCAGGAAUUAGAUAAUGAUGUUGUUAAAAAUAUUAAAAAAUUGCAACUCAAUGUGAGAAUAAGUAUAGUUAUUGUGUAUUAUAUUUUAUAUAUGGAUAAUAAUUCAAAUGAGCAAUUUAAAGCAACCUUUGAAGAGUUAUUAAAUGUUCUCCUAACAAAAUAUAGUGAUAAUGAACAUGAUGAAAAUGUUGAGGAAAAAAAGCAAAAUGAUGUAAAGGAGGUUCAAUCAAAUGAUAACAAAGAUAAAAGUGUUGUAACGAGUAAAAAUGAAGAUAAUACAGAAAAGAACGAGGAUAAUGUAAACAUUACAAAUGAUAAAAAAGAAGAUAACGUAGAAAAUUUAACGGAGGAAAAACAAAACAACGUAAACGUUUCAACUCAGGAUAAAGAAGAUAACGUAGAAGAUUUAACGGAGGAAAAACAAAACAACAUAAAAGAUUCAACUCAAGAAAAAGAAGAUAACAUAAAAGAUUCAACUCAGGAUAUAGAAGAUAAUGUAGAAGAUUUAAUUGAGGAAAAACAAAACAACAUAAAAGAUUCUACUCAAGAAAAAGAAGAUAACAUAAAAGAUUCAACCCAGGAAGUAGAAGAUAACAUAAAAGAUUCAAUUGAGGGAAACAAAGAUGAUAAUGCCAAUAUUUCAAAUGACGACGAAGAACAUGAAAAAACCCAAGAGUUAAAAGAAGAGGGAAAAGAAGAUGAUGCCCAUUCAUCUGAUGAAAAAGAUGGAAAAAACAAUUAA